GGGAGGAACUUGUGAGCUCCGACUGGCUCCUGGGAAGACAGCACACCUGUGCUUCAGGGCUCGCUCUGCCAUGGACUGUAGCUGCGUCUCAGACCUUCUCUUCGCCCCGCCUGCCCUGCCUGCUCUCUGGACCCCUGGGUUUGCCUUCCCAGACUGGGCCUACAAGCCGGAGUCCUCCCCUGGCUCAAGGCAGAUCCAGCUGUGGCACUUCAUCCUGGAGCUGCUGCAGAAGGAGGAGUAUCAGGGCGUCAUCGCCUGGCAGGGGGACUACGGGGAAUUUGUCAUCAAGGACCCUGAUGAGGUGGCCCGCCUCUGGGGCAUUCGCAAAUGCAAGCCCCACAUGAAUUAUGACAAGCUGAGCAGGGCCCUGCGUUACUACUACAACAAGCGCAUUCUCCACAAGACCAAAGGGAAGAGGUUCACGUACAAAUUCAACUUCAGCAAAGUUGUGCUUGUCAAUUAUCCGCUGCUGGACAUGGCUGCUGCUGCUACUGGCUCCCCACUCUUGUUGACGCCUGGACCCUUUGGGGGGGCACCUGGGCCAGAUGCUCCACCCCUGACCCCUGAGACCCUGCAGAACCUGUUCUCUACCCCACGCCUAGGAGAGCCAGGGGGCCGGACACCCCUAUUCGCCCCAGAGACUGAUAAACUACGUUUGGAUGGUCCCUUCCCAUUCCUGGGUUCUGGUGCCACCGGCUACUCCAAGCCCCCCAGCCUGUUGGGUCCUUACGGCCGCGCCUUCCCUGAGUACCCCUGGAACUUUAACCCAUACCUCACGGGCCCCUUCCCCAAGUUGCCCACCUCUCUCUACCCACCUCACUUCUACCCUAACCCUUUGGGUUCCCUGGGCCACUUGCCCUCUGCAGGAGCAGGGGGAGGUCCCAUGGCUGCACCCCUGCUUGCUGCAACAGGGGAGGGCCUGGGCCCUGAGCGCCCCUCGGGGCUGGCAGUGGCCCCUCGUCUGGCACUGCCGGGGGCGGGAGGUCCAGAGGCCACACAAGGUGGGAAGGAGGACAGCGACUCUGAGCUGGAGAUCACCGACGUCAGCGGCUGCAGCUCUGACAGUGAAGGCGAUGAGGGUCUACCCGCGUCCCCCAAGACCAAGACAGGCAAAGGGGGGAGUGGCAGCUGAGUGGGUGCAGGGUGGAUUCCGCUGGUGACCAGGGCAGUCUGCUCUGCCCUUAACACCAGCCCAAGGCCCAGGACCAGCCUUUGGCACCUCCUGGCCAUCUCCUCCAAAACCUGAGUGGAGGUCACACCUUCUCCACAGAGUGGAAAGGGACAUGAUGGCCUCCAGUCUCCCCCAGGUUCCAAUUUGAGGGGGAAAACCAACUGGCCCCACUCUCAAAGUGCAAUAUGGCGCCCAGCCUCCCCGACCUCCUAUGUGCUGUGACCUGCGUGUUUGUGUGGCAGUGUCCCCAAUCCAGUGCCGGCCCCCUCUUGAAAUUCUCCCAUACAGGUCCCCCUGGGGACAGGGAGCUCAGAGCAAUAACCCCGCCUCCAACCCCCGCCCAGGAGGGGCCCCCUCCCCAGUGGCUCCCCUUGAAACCCCACAGCCACUUCCAGAG
Molecule: messenger RNA, 1568 nt
Organism: Microtus ochrogaster (prairie vole)
Lineage: Eukaryota; Metazoa; Chordata; Mammalia; Rodentia; Cricetidae
Gene: Erfl
Product: ETS repressor factor like
Biological process (GO): regulation of transcription by RNA polymerase II; cell differentiation
Cellular component (GO): nucleus
Molecular function (GO): sequence-specific DNA binding; DNA-binding transcription factor activity, RNA polymerase II-specific
Source: RefSeq, a predicted model, not a curated record